Rhincodon typus (whale shark) is the source of this 1041-nucleotide messenger RNA. It is a transcript of the gene asmt, whose product is annotated as acetylserotonin O-methyltransferase. Gene Ontology annotation, molecular function: O-methyltransferase activity. The transcript has 8 exons. The coding region runs from base 1 to 1041 and encodes 346 amino acids. Lineage: Eukaryota; Metazoa; Chordata; Chondrichthyes; Orectolobiformes; Rhincodontidae. The record is from RefSeq and is a predicted model, not a curated record.
AUGGAACUAUCCAAACAGGAACUUGAAUAUCCUCAGAAGCUGUUAAAUUAUAUGGAUGGAUUUCUCAUUUCUAAGACCAUGUUUGCUGCCUGUGAGCUGGGAGUAUUUGAUCUGCUGGAAAAUGAAGGGGCACUCCCUUCCAGUGCGGUUGCAGAGAAGCUUGGCACCAGUACUGAUGGCAUGGACAGACUCCUCACUGCUUGUGUUGGGCUACAGCUGUUACAAGUCAAAGAGCACCAAAGCGAGGUCUUGUACAGUAAUACGGAUCUGUCUCAAAUCUACCUGACCAAGGCAAGUCCCAGAACACUCUACUAUUCAAUGGCCUAUUAUUCACAGACUAUCUACCAUUGCUUUGCCUUCCUGAAUGAUGCUGUCAGGGAAGGGAAAAACCAGUAUGAGAGAGCAUUUGGUGUUUCUCCUAAGGACCUAUUUGAAACUGUCUAUAGAUCCGAGGAGGAAAUGCUGAAAUUCAUGCAGCUGAUGAAUUCAAUAUGGAAUAUUUGUGGAAAAGAUGUGGUCGUGGCCUUUGAUCUUUCAAUUUUUACCCACAUCGUAGAUCUUGGCGGAUGUACUGGUGCAAUAGCUAAGGAAUGUAUCUCUGCAUAUCCACAGUCAAGGGUGACCAUCUAUGACCUUCCUAAAGUCCUGGAAAUGGCAAGAAAUCACUUUGUGUCUCCACAUGAAAAACGGAUUACAUUUCAUGAAGGAGACUUCUUCAAAGACCCUAUACCUGAUGCUGACCUCUACAUUCUUGCCAGAAUCAUUCAUGACUGGACUGAGGACAAAUGCCUGAAGCUACUCAACAGGGUUAACAAAACUGGUAAACCAGGCAGUGGAGUACUGCUGAUUGAAGCAUUAUUGAAUGAGGACCGGACUGGCCCUGUCACUGCCCAAUUGUACUCUCUGAACAUGUUGGUACAGACAGAAGGGAAAGAACGAAUGGCCUCCGAGUACAUCAGCCUUCUGGAAUCGGCAGGAUUCAAGGAUGUGCAAGUCCAAAAGACAGGGAAAAUUUACGAUGUUAUCCUAGGGAGGAAGUAA